Cucurbitaria berberidis CBS 394.84 is the source of this 1387-nucleotide messenger RNA. RefSeq lists its product as uncharacterized. The record is from RefSeq and is a predicted model, not a curated record. The transcript has 2 exons. NCBI's taxonomy places the organism in Eukaryota, Fungi, Ascomycota, Dothideomycetes, Pleosporales, Cucurbitariaceae. The coding region runs from base 16 to 1044 and encodes 342 amino acids.
CAACCCGCAACCAACAUGCCUCGAAGUCACGAACCCGAAGGUCACGCACAUCGGACGAGAUCACGAUCUGGAUCGCCAAAUCGCGAGUCGCAUAAGGGCCCUAAGCACCACCACUCACGCCGCUCACGUUCCCCUCGUCGCGACCACGAUGAAGGACACAGACACAAACGACGACGCUCGCGUUCUCCAGCACCGAAGCCCGUAGUGCUCCCAUACAAAGCGAAACCACUGUCGAAGCGCCAAUAUGAGGAGUAUAAGCCACUCUUCCAGUCGUAUCUAGACAUACAGAAGCAAAUACAGCUGGACAACUUGGAUGAGAGGGAAGUCAAAGGACGAUGGAAGAGUUUUAUGAGUCGAUGGAAUCGUGGAGACCUAGCACGUAGCUGGUAUGAUCCUUCCAUGCUGAAGACUGCCCAAGAAACUGUGCAGUCAUAUCGCGCGCAAUCACCCCGAGCUUCCACAAAGCGUGCCUCGCCGAGCUACGCAGCUGCAAACCAAGCGACAGAAGAGCAAAGCGAUGAUGAUUUUGGCCCCGCGCCGCCUACAGAUGUUGCGCGACACUCAGGCCACGGCCCCACCAUACCUAAGCUCGAUGACUUGACCUACCGCAACGAGUUACGAGAUGAGAGCCGCUCGCAGGACCGCGCCGAUUACGUUGACGACAUACGCUACGAACGUAAAUCAGAUAGAAGAGACCAAAAGGAGCGUCUUGACGAGCUUGCUCCCCGCGCAGAUCCCGGCUCCCGUGAGCGCCAACUUGAGAAGAAGCGCGAAACCACCAACACUCUGCAAUCCUUCCGCGAUGCUAAGGAAAGCGGCGACGUUGAAGUUGCCGAAGCCGACCUGAUGGGCGAUGACGGGAUCGACAUGUACAAGAAGAAGAAACGAGACGAACAAAGGAAAAUGACUGAGCGGGAAAUCAGAAGAGAGGAGAUUGCUCGGGCGAGGGAGGCGGAGAGAAAUGAGAGAUUGAGCGAGAGGAGGGAAAAAGAAGGGAAGACUAUGGAGUUCUUGAGGCAGAUCGCUCAAGAACGGUAUGGUUGAUAUUAACAUAAUGUGUGGCGUCAGCACACGGCUGGAAAGACGCAACUAUCUACUGCAAGCCAAAUGAGAAAUCGUCACAUCGGCGCCCAAUACCUGUAAAUGCUCCCUGAACUCCGUAGCUUGAUGCCUCGCACUUGAGAAUAAGUUGUAUCAGCGACCCCGUCUUACUCAUCGUCCAAUAUCGAGCUCGCCAGCGGGCCAAAGAAGGGAACUUCGUAUCGGUCGAGCGUCGCAGCUGCGCACGUCUAUUAGUAUACCUAUUCUGAUGCCUAGAGUCCUCCAGAGAAUCACUUACCAUCGAGAUAUGCCCUCCAAGUCAGCCAGCCAAUCCCUACAAUAUCCC